This is a messenger RNA of Malaclemys terrapin pileata, 3573 nucleotides long. RefSeq names its product leucine rich repeat transmembrane neuronal 4 (gene LRRTM4). Lineage: Eukaryota; Metazoa; Chordata; Testudines; Emydidae. Bases 639 to 2489 code for a protein of 616 amino acids. Gene Ontology annotation, cellular component: plasma membrane. The transcript has 4 exons. The record is from RefSeq and is a predicted model, not a curated record. Gene Ontology annotation, molecular function: protein binding.
UCGACAAGAGCUGCUUCUCAGCACAGCUACAAAACACUUCAAACCUGACCAGCUAAAUGUAUAAACCUAUCCUGCCUAGCUUUUAAACUGGGCUCGUCUUAUACAGCGCAGGAGGCCUGUCUGCUUCAAGAACUGGAGAGCUGGAAGAUGGAUUGCUGUGUCUGGGAAUGGCAAAAGGCAGCAGAAUAAGGGAUGCUAGGUACCGGGGAAGAUUUUCUUAUUCCUCCCAGAGAAGUUGGCUUACCUUCAUGGUGUGCUAUCGCUUUUACAUGCAGCUUGCCAGUUAAUGCUGUCGGUUCUCUAAAGACUUACACAAUGGCUCUGAGAGCUUAGGGUCCCCCCAUCUUCUCUGUACCCCCAUCCCUGGUCCUGUCUUCCCCACCCCGUCCCCUUCCCCAUCCCUUCCUUCCCUCAUCCCCAAAAUUCUUGCUUGUCCUCUCUAGGGAACUUUGUGUGGGUUACUGGCAUGCACGCCGGAUGGUGGUGAUGUGACUGGCAGCUGUGCUGUGACAUGAAGGUUGCAAUGCUUUAAAGAAAGGAGACCAAUUUAAAAAAAAAAACACAAAAGCAAGAGUGAGACAGAGAGGAGAAAACAGCUGGAGGAAGAAAAAGGGGAUACAUUUGUGGAUGACAAAAGGAUGGGUUUCCAUUUAAUUAAGCAGCUGAGAGGCAUGAGUGUGGUGUUAGUGCUACUGCCUACGGUCCUGUUUCUUAUGCUCGCAGGGGCUCAGCGGGCUUGCCCCAAGAACUGCAGAUGUGAUGGCAAAAUUGUGUACUGUGAAUCACAUGCAUUCAGAGAUAUCCCUCAGAAUAUUUCCGGAGGGUCUCAAGGCUUAUCGCUACGGUACAACAGCAUCCAGAAGCUUAAAUCAAAUCAGUUUGCAGGCCUGAAUCAGCUCGUAUGGCUUUAUCUUGACCAUAAUUACAUCAGCUCCGUAGACGAGGAUGCAUUUCAGGGGAUCCGUCGGCUGAAGGAAUUAAUUCUGAGCUCCAACAAAAUUACCCAUCUGCACAACAAAACAUUUCACCCGGUCCCCAAUCUCCGCAAUCUGGACCUUUCUUACAACAAGUUGCAGGUGUUGCAAUCUGAGCAAUUUAAGGGCCUUCGCAAACUCUUGAUCUUGCACUUGCGGUCGAACUCAUUGAAAACAGUGCCAAUCAGAGUUUUUCAAGAUUGCCGAAAUCUCGAUUUUCUGGAUUUGGGCUACAACCGUCUGCGGAGUUUAUCCCGUAAUGCUUUCGCUGGCCUCUUGAAGCUAACAGAGCUCCACUUGGAGCACAAUCAGUUUUCAAAGAUCAACUUUGCCCACUUUCCACGCCUCUUCAACCUCCGCUCUAUUUAUUUGCAAUGGAAUAGGAUCCGGUCUAUUAACCAAGGGCUAACAUGGACUUGGAGUUCCUUGCACAACUUGGAUUUAUCGGGGAAUGACAUCACUGGGAUAGAACCUGGAACCUUCAAAUGCCUCCCCAACCUGCAAAAGCUGAACUUGGAUUCCAACAAACUCACCAACAUCUCUCAGGAGACUGUCAAUGCGUGGAUCUCGCUAAUAUCCAUCACUCUGUCCGGAAAUAUGUGGGAAUGUACUCGAAGCAUUUGCCCUCUUGUUACUUGGCUUAAGAAUUUCAAGGGAAAUAAAGAAAGCACUAUGAUAUGCGCGGGUCCUAAGCAAAUCCAGGGCGAAAAGGUGAGCGAUGCUGUGGAAACAUAUAAUAUCUGUGCCGAAAUCCAGGUUGUGGUCACUGAAAGAUCAUACCAGCCACCUAAAACACCCCAGAGACCUCUCUUUAUCCCCAAACCUACCAUUUUCAAACUGGAAAACAAUCAAAUGACCUCUGUGAUGCCCACUCCUUCUCCAGACUUACCAACACCUGGAACAGAACCAGAGUAUGAGCAUGUUUCCUUUCAUAAAAUCAUUGCUGGGAGUGUCGCCCUCUUUCUUUCAGUGGCUAUGAUUUUGUUGGUUAUCUACGUGUCUUGGAAGCGGUACCCAGCCAGCAUGAAACAACUGCAGCAACACUCUCUCAUGAAGAGGCGCAGGAAAAAGGCCAGAGAGUCCGAAAGGCAAAUGAACUCCCCUUUACAGGAGUAUUACGUGGACUACAAGCCGACAAACUCUGAGACCAUGGAUGUAUCAGUUAAUGGAUCUGGGCCCUGCACAUAUACCAUCUCUGGCUCCAGGGAAUGUGAGUGGAGUACCGGAGUUGACAGGAGAGCAAUAAGCGGUCAACCCCUAAAUCGACCCCCAGUGCACGUUGAUCCCCCGGUCCCUCACCCCAUGAAGACCUUGCCCUAUUACAGCUAUGACCAACCAGUGAUCGGAUACUGCCAGGCCCACAAGCCUCUCCAUGUAAAUAAGGCGUACGACACCAUCUCCCGGGCGGAGCAGGUUGAGACCACCAACCUGGAACUCAGUCGAGACCACAGCUUCAUAGCAACAAUUGCGCGCUCAGCCGCUCCAGCCAUUUACAUUGAGAGAAUACCAAACUAAUCAUGGAGACCGCUUCUUUGGGAAUGGGUGGGAGUAGGGAAUUCUUUUGAGGAACUUCCAUCUCAGAAGAGAAAAGGACAAGAAAAACAAAAAUCUACCAUUCCAGUUGCAAAUGUUCCAACACAAACAAAAGAAAAAGGGAGAAAGAAAAGUGUGGAAAUUCUGUCUUGCAAUUCAGCGCUGAGAACUUGAAGAUUUUCUUUUGCUUUAAAACUUUAAAACAAACUCCUUGGUGUAAAUAUUAAAGAGAGAUUGUCAAGUUCUUAUUAAAAAUAGAUUCACUCUAGCUACAUAAAGGGAUGGAUUAAGAGUUCUGUUUGUAUAUUUGAUUUUUCUACAUUGCACGGUUCUUGAGAAGGAGAACCACAGGUAAAAACGAGGUGGGAGGUUCCAAGGUGGGUCAGUCAUAGCUUCUUUAUUAAGUGUUUAUUACUCUUAAAGCUUUGUUUAAAUUGAUUUUUCUUUCCUUUUUUAAAUCAAACAACAAAAUGAUGGCUAUUUUAUUUUACUUUUGGGGGGAGGGGUCAAGCGCUAAUAUUUUGAACUUCAAACAUGGGCAUUACAGCUUGUGUUGAACCAAAAGGACGUUGGCAAUUGAUGCAGCAGAACAAAGAAAGAAAGAAACAAACAAAAACCUUGGGUGCAUGUACAUUUUAAGACACAUGCUGUGCACUAUGGAGGGUGCUUUGGAUUUUUUACUAUCUUCAUCGUGCUUCAUUGUCGACACUAUAAUUACCAUUUGGGCUCUAAAAAUGGGGAAACAUGAUGGAAUAUCAGUUCACACAUUUACAAUCCAGAGAUGGCAUGGGCAAAAAAUAAUGGACUUUUGGGUACCCAGAUGGAUGCAAUGUGCCGAAAAUGGAUUGGAAGGAAAUGCAUAAAGCAGGAGCAUUUCAAUGAAACUCAAUGGCUGACACAAUUUCUAAAACACAGGAGAAUGUGUAGCAUUGGUUUUGUUUUGUUUUUUUAAUUAAUUAUGAUGAUGAGUUAGCUUUUGUGUAGAUUUUAUCAAUAAAAGGACAAAAAAAGUGGUGGAAAAAAAUAAACAUAUUAUUUUGUGGUUGGGACACCACAGCCAAGCUAA